Molecule: messenger RNA, 783 nt
Organism: Spirometra erinaceieuropaei
Lineage: Eukaryota; Metazoa; Platyhelminthes; Cestoda; Diphyllobothriidea; Diphyllobothriidae
Source: the annotation of a GenBank genome assembly
AUGGAGGAGGAGGAGGAGGAGGAGGAGGAGGAGGAAAACAAUCAGCUGGCCUUCCUGGAUGUCCUCGUCUGCCGCAAAGAUUGUGGUGGCCUAAAAACCAAAGUGUUCAGGAAAGCGAGAAAUACGACGCAAAUACUGAACUUCAAUAGCAACCACCCGAUCAGUCACAAACGCAGUUGCGUAAGGGCGCUAUACCGGCGUGUUGAGACGCACUGCAGUGAAAUGGAAGACAAGGUUGCUGAAUUACAAUAUCUUCGACGGGUAAUGAGAGCUAAUGGCUACCCGCGCAACUUUGUCAACCAGUGCAUGCGAAAAGGACACCAGAGACCAAAUCCAACUACCCCCAAAUUUUGGCGGGCUCUUCCGUACGUGAAGAAGGUCUCGGAAGCCGUCAGUCGUCUUCUCACUCCACUUGGAGUUGGGGUUGCACACAGGCCGGAAGCAACCAUUAGGCGCCAAGUAAUGAGGCCAAAGGACCCGCUGCCAAGGCAGGAAACGUCUGGAGUCGUUUACCGGAUCUGGUGUAGUUGCGGACAAAGCAAUUAUGUCGGAGAAACUGGGAGAUUACUCCGUACGCGACUUGCCGAGCCCGCAGCAGCAGUGAGGCGGGGAGACGCUAACUCUCAGGUGGCGGCACACUCGACGGGACCCGGCCAUAUUUUCAAAUUUCAAGAGGCCGAAAUCCUCGCAAGAGGUGACAACCGCGUGAGCCGCGAGCUGCUCGAGUCAUGGUUCUCAGCCCCGCAAUCCAUCAACAAACACAAUGACCUCCCGGUGCCCUAA